AUUUGUGAUUGUAUUCAUCUGUCAGCCACAUAUCCUGCUUUGUAUAUGGCUAGUUUACAGUUCCUCUCUGCCCUUUUGAAUGAGGAAGGAAGAAGGCAGCUCCGAGAUAAGCAGAGUAUGUGUCACAAUCCAACUAUUAGCUUUCUUCUGGAUCACGUUGAAGGAUGCCAGGCAUCAGUAACCCAACUUACCGCAUUAAUUAUUCAGGUCUGUGAAAGAAAAUCUUCAAAGGAUGUGCUGAAAGAAGUUGCUACAAAUACACUGCUGUCUCUGUUAGCUGUCAGUAAAAAUGCCCAGAAAUGUGCUUUGGAAGUUGACCUGAUAGACAACUGUACAGAAAACAUGAAACACAUUCAUGCACAGCUGAAUUUGGAUUCCCUAAAGCCUGGGAAAGCACAGAAAAAAAAGGUGGAUAACCUCAUCAAGAAGUUAAGGUGUUCUAUGCGGCUCCUCAGAAACUGUCUCUUUCAAAAUGAAGAAUGCAAAAUGGCAGCACUCAAAGCUCAUCUUGUUCCUGUUCUGCAUGCACUAUGGCCGUGGUUUUUAAUAGACGACUCCUCAAUGCAAACAGCUCUGCAUUUGCUUUGUGUCUACACUGCAAACUAUCCUGCAGGUUGUGCUUCACUUUGUUGGGCCAGUGGUGGACAAUCAUCACUUCCAUCUGCACGAAGUGCCGCUGGCAAUUCAUUAAUGCAUAACGUCUUGAAAUUGGCUUCCCAAGUGUCAAACGAUAACAGCCCAAUUCAGCAGGUGGUAUUUUGUCUUCUUUCUAACCUUGCUCUGUCUCAUGACUGUAAAGGCAUUAUUCAGAAGAGUAACUUCCUGCAGAACUUUUUGUCUCUUUCAUUACCAAAAGGAAGUCAUAAAAAUCCUAGUAAUGUGUCUACUCUUUGGCUAAAACUUCUACUGAACAUGUCUUUUGGAGAAGAUGGACAGCAGAUGAUCAUGAAGAUAAAUGGUUUUUUAGACCAGAUUGUGGAAAUGUGUAAAUACAAACACAAGAGCAGCCAACAUCUGGCACUUCUUAUUCUACACAACGUAUGUUUUAGUCCACCUAACAAACCAAAGAUAUUAGCUAACGAUAAAGCAAUUGGAGUACUGGCUGCCUGUUUGGAAAGUGACAGUCAUGCUGUUCAGAGAAUAGGAGCAGCUUCGCUUUGGGCUUUGCUUCAUAACUAUCAGAAGGCAAAAGUGACUUUGAAGAAUCCAUCAAUAAAGAGAAGAAUAGAUGAGGCUUAUUCUUUAGUGAAGAAAACUACUCCACAGCCAGAAGAAAAUGAGCUACAUGCCUACUAUUUAAAAUGCUUAGAGAAUAUAGUGCAGCUUCUUGAUUCUUAAUGAUCAUCAGGUGACUUCUCAUGUUGAAAUUGGACAGCUUGUUCAAUGGGAGACUGAAAUUUAAAGAAAACACUUCUAAUGCACGGAUCUGUGCCAGCAGCAUAUAUGCUAUCGAAGAAAUUUAUGAAGCCUUUGAGGAAGUUCAUCCCUUUGAACCAAAGAAAUUGCACUAAAUGUGGUUCAAACUAUUUGUACUGUAAUCCCAAUGGGAAAUUAUAAUGAUGAUGCUACUAUGUAAAGUAUGUACACAGAAGAAGGAAUGUACAGAGGAAAAGGAUGUGAAAAAUCAGUUAUUUUCUUAAAUUAUGCAUUGAAAUUGUUACUGUAAAGUAUUAGAAUUGCUGUUUUGGAUUGGUCUUAAUAAAG
Molecule: messenger RNA, 1704 nt
Organism: Cariama cristata (Red-legged seriema)
Lineage: Eukaryota; Metazoa; Chordata; Aves; Cariamiformes; Cariamidae
Gene: RTTN
Product: rotatin
Exons: 10
Coding region: 46-1338 (430 amino acids)
Biological process (GO): ciliary basal body organization; centriole-centriole cohesion; centriole replication
Cellular component (GO): centriole; ciliary basal body; centrosome
Source: RefSeq, a predicted model, not a curated record